This is a messenger RNA of Neogale vison (American mink), 1482 nucleotides long. RefSeq names its product ovo like zinc finger 2 (gene OVOL2). The record is from RefSeq and is a predicted model, not a curated record. Bases 189 to 1124 code for a protein of 311 amino acids. Lineage: Eukaryota; Metazoa; Chordata; Mammalia; Carnivora; Mustelidae. Gene Ontology annotation, molecular function: RNA polymerase II cis-regulatory region sequence-specific DNA binding; DNA-binding transcription factor activity, RNA polymerase II-specific. Gene Ontology annotation, cellular component: nucleus. The transcript is spliced from 4 exons. Gene Ontology annotation, biological process: regulation of transcription by RNA polymerase II; epidermal cell differentiation.
GCCAUCAGCUUCACGGACUAAAAAGAAGCCUCGUUUCCUCGUGCCGCUAUAGAAAUGUCUUCCUACUCCACUCCGGGCUUAACCGGAUCAAAGUCUCUUUCGUCCUUAGUUGAUUGUUCUCAGAAUAUCUGGAGUCCAGACAGGAUUGAGCCAGGAGAGGGUGACCUCUUGAGGGCAGACCCCGAGGCAUGGCGCGUCUCCUCGCUUCUCAGACCCAGGAGAGCUGCGCCCCCUCUCCGUGCGCGGGGAGAGUACUCCAACCGAGCCGAGAAAUCCGUUACCAGGCUGCUGUGUCCCCAAGGGCCAUUCCAGGGCGGAAGAGGACGGGGAAAACCGCUGUGUUGAUUCCUCAGCCCUGUGGGCUGGGCGCGCAGCGGGUCAGGUUACAGACAGUGGGCCUGGGCCGUCUGCUCCACGACCCCCCCGAGGACUGCCGCAGCGACGGCGGCAGCAGCAGCAGCAGCAGCGGCGGCAGCAGCAGCGCGGGGGAGCCUGGAGGCGCCGAGAGCAGCUCGUCCCCGCGCGCCCCCGAACGCGAAAUCUCCGAGCCCGGCGACGCCGAGGGCCCGGGCGGACACCUGGCGGCGAUGCAGCGUCCCGUCGCCAGGUCGAAAAUCAAGUUCACCACAGGCACGUGCAGCGACCCUGCGGCCCACAGCUGUGAGCUGUGCGGCAAGGCCUUCCGCCUGCAGCGCAUGCUCAACCGGCACCUAAAGUGCCACAACCAGGUGAAGAGGCACCUGUGCACCUUCUGUGGCAAGGGCUUCAAUGACACCUUUGACCUGAAGAGGCACGUCCGCACGCACACAGGCAUUCGCCCCUACAAAUGUGACAUCUGCAACAAAGCCUUCACCCAGCGCUGCUCCUUGGAGUCCCACCUGAAAAAGAUCCACGGGGUGCAGCAGCAGUAUGCCUACAAGCAACGCCGGGACAAGCUCUACGUCUGCGAGGAUUGUGGCUACACGGGCCCCACCCAGGAGGACCUGUACCUGCACGUGAACAGUGCCCACCCGGGCAGCGCCUUUCUCAAAAAGACGUCCAAAAAACUAGCGGCUCUUUUGCAAACCAAGCUGAUGUCCAUGCGCCCAGGGAAUGCCAAUCUGAGCGAGGAGGAGGAGAAGUGAGGAGGAGGAGGCAGCCAGAGCUGCCACGUUUACAGGGAUUUGGGGUUUUGAAGGUUCCCCCAACCCCACUUGGGUUCAGUUCAUCCCUCUGCCCUUCCAGGGCCGGAGGCAAAGCUGGGGGAUCUGUUCUAAGGGUCAUCAGUGAGAAUCGUGGUGGCAGGCCCCCUGUAACCCACAUCCUCUUGACAGUCACAUUAACAAAAGUUUGUGGAUGGUCACGAUCACUGUAAGGCAUUUUUCUUUCUUUCUCUCUCCUUUUUUUUUUUUUUUUUUUUAGGAUUUUCACAUGUGGAGGCCGAGGUGUUCUUAGAGAGACUCUCAUUUUAUGGUGCCUUGAAAUAAAAGUACUUCCACUUGC